This is a messenger RNA of Ceraceosorus guamensis, 677 nucleotides long. Its product is annotated as EF-hand. The transcript is spliced from 8 exons. Gene Ontology annotation, biological process: spindle pole body organization. Gene Ontology annotation, molecular function: calcium ion binding; enzyme regulator activity. The record is from RefSeq and is a predicted model, not a curated record. Gene Ontology annotation, cellular component: central plaque of spindle pole body. NCBI's taxonomy places the organism in Eukaryota, Fungi, Basidiomycota, Exobasidiomycetes, Ceraceosorales, Ceraceosoraceae. Bases 107 to 556 code for a protein of 149 amino acids.
UCACAAUUCCUCAUGCUCUUAUCCACUGCGGUCUCCACACGACUUUCCAGAUCCAAAUCAAGCCCAAGUCUUGCCGAAGAAACAUUCACCACAAACCCUCGCAAAUAUGGCCGACCAACUUACCGAGGAGCAAAUCUCUGAGUUCAAGGAGGCGUUCUCUCUAUUCGACAAAGAUGGGGACGGUACCAUCACCACCAAGGAGCUUGGAACAGUGAUGCGCUCGCUUGGACAAAACCCCACCGAAGCCGAGCUGCAGGAUAUGGUCAACGAGGUCGAUGCUGAUGGAAACGGAACCAUCGACUUUCCAGAAUUCUUGACCAUGAUGGCGCGCAAGAUGAAGGACACUGAUAGCGAAGAGGAGAUCAAAGAAGCUUUUAAAGUCUUUGACAAGGACGGAAACGGCUUCAUCUCCGCGGCUGAGCUCAGGCACGUCAUGACCAACCUAGGCGAGAAGCUGUCAGACAAUGAGGUCGAGGAGAUGAUCAGAGAGGCUGAUGUUGACGGAGAUGGUCAGAUCAACUACAAUGAAUUCGUCAACAUGAUGAUGAGCAAGUAGGUGCUUCUCACCUAUGCAAGCUCUCAUUAACAUGGCGCAGUCUUGAUCAAGAAGUUGCGUCCAGCGCUGGGUCGCCAAAGUGUCACGUUUCAAAGAGGUUCACUGCAGCUGUGCCGACAGU